Oncorhynchus tshawytscha (Chinook salmon) is the source of this 4551-nucleotide messenger RNA. Its product is annotated as paired box protein Pax-7-like. Gene Ontology annotation, molecular function: DNA-binding transcription factor activity, RNA polymerase II-specific; RNA polymerase II cis-regulatory region sequence-specific DNA binding. The transcript is spliced from 9 exons. Gene Ontology annotation, biological process: regulation of transcription by RNA polymerase II; anatomical structure development. The record is from RefSeq and is a predicted model, not a curated record. NCBI's taxonomy places the organism in Eukaryota, Metazoa, Chordata, Actinopteri, Salmoniformes, Salmonidae. The coding region runs from base 405 to 1961 and encodes 518 amino acids.
CCAAAGUUGGCCACUUAUACUACUUUCAACCAGUAGGCAGACGUUAAAACUAGCUGAUAACGUAUAUCAAGGUAAAGAAUUAAAUAAACUUUGCCCAUUUACACAUUUGAGUUCAAGGUGCAACCCUCCCUUAACACUGCACAAAACCCUUUACUAAAGGGGUCUUCUUUUACCCCACAAACUCACCAACCAGGUGACGAACAUCACCACUUUUUCUGUUGGAGGGGUUUUAGUAUUUAGGACUUUCUCUGACUGGGACUACGAUUUUAUUGUUUCCUUUUUAUCCUUUUGAGAGGAGACAUUUCGUCACAUCCUGUCGGCGUAGACCUAUAUUUUCUUGUCUGGACUUUGCACGAGUAAGAAUUUGGUAUCAGUGCCCACCCGGUGUUGCUUCAGUAGCUAGAAUGGCUACUUUACCAGGAACAGUGCCUCGAAUGAUGCGCCCUGCGCCAGGCCAGAACUACCCCCGCACCGGAUUCCCUCUGGAAGGACAAUAUACAGGACCUGAAUAUGUUUAUUGUGGAACAGUAUCAACCCCGCUGGGCCAAGGUCGGGUGAACCAGCUCGGUGGAGUGUUCAUCAACGGGAGGCCACUGCCAAAUCAUAUCAGACACAAGAUAGUAGAGAUGGCCCACCAUGGCAUCCGACCCUGUGUAAUCUCGCGACAGCUACGAGUUUCCCAUGGUUGUGUCUCCAAAAUCCUCUGUCGGUACCAGGAGACCGGUUCCAUUCGUCCCGGGGCAAUAGGAGGCAGCAAGCCUAGGCAGGUAUCAACUCCGGAUGUGGAGAAGCGGAUUGAGGAGUACAAGCGAGAAAACCCUGGGAUGUUCAGUUGGGAGAUCCGGGACAAGCUGCUGAAGGACGGGGUGUGCGACAGAAGCACUGUUCCUUCAGGUGAGGCUUCUGUGAGCUCCAUCAGCCGAGUUCUGAGGGCCCGAUUCGGCAAGAAAGAUGACGACGACGAUAGUGAUAAGAAGGAUGAAGACGGGGAAAAGAAAACAAAGCACAGCAUCGACGGGAUUCUCGGCGAUAAAGGUAAUCGUACAGAUGAGGGUUCAGACGUGGAGUCGGAGCCGGACCUUCCCCUGAAGAGGAAGCAGCGUCGCAGCCGCACCACCUUCACAGCCGAGCAGCUUGAGGAGCUGGAGAAGGCCUUUGAGAGGACACACUACCCAGACAUCUACACCAGGGAAGAGCUGGCCCAGAGGACCAAGCUCACUGAGGCCCGCGUGCAGGUGUGGUUCAGCAACAGAAGGGCCAGAUGGCGCAAGCAGGCAGGAGCCAAUCAGCUGGCCGCCUUCAACCACCUGUUACCUGGAGGCUUCCCGCCCACGGGGAUGCCCAGCCUACCUACCUACCAGUUACCUGAGUCCUCAUACCCCGGCACUACACUGUCACAGGAUGGCAGCAGUACGUUGCAUCGGCCCCAACCCCUGCCUCCGUCCUCCAUGCACCAGGGCGGGCUCUCUGACGGCAGCUCCCCCUACGGCCUCUCGUCCAAUCGCCACAGCUUCUCCAGCUACUCAGACACCUUCAUGAGCCAAUCAGCUGCCAGCAACCACAUGAACCCGGUCAGCAACGGCCUCUCCCCACAGGUGAUGAGCAUCCUGAGUAACCCCAACGCCGUGCCCUCCCAGUCCCAACAUGACUUCUCCAUCUCCCCCCUCCACGGCAGCCUGGAGUCCUCCAACCCCAUCUCAGCCAGCUGCAGCCAGCGCUCUGACUCCAUCAAGGGGGUGGACAGCCUGACCUCCUCCCAGUCCUACUGCCCCCCCACCUACAGCGCCACCAGCUACAGUGUGGACCCCGUCACCGCCGGAUACCAGUACAGUCAGUAUGGACAGACUGCAGUGGACUACCUGACUAAGAACGUGAGUCUGUCCACCCAGAGGAGGAUGAAGCUGGGAGACCACUCUGCUGUCCUGGGACUGCUGCAGGUGGAGACGGGACAGGCCUACUGAAACAGCCAGCCUCUGCCUGCCUCCACCCAGUCUAAACUCAACACCCUUUAACAUAUACAACCCUGCUGCUGCCCCCCCACCCUCCCUGCAGCCUGACCACUGCAGCACUCUCUCCCCCUCCCCACCCUGCAGGCAGUCAGGAUGUCUCUGUGUAUGUCAGAGUGUCUUUUUGCCUCUUGAUUACGAGAGGACUUGUCAUUAGAACUGCCUUUCCAUGGAUAGCCAACAGGCAGCCCGAUCCUAUACCCCAAGACCCCUAAACCGUGGCUCUGCCACUCCUGUGUGCCCCCCUCCCUGAUUGGUUCUGCCCAGGCAACCCAGAGAUGAUGGCCCCAGCCAGCAUGGAGAACACGCCCCCUGGGUGCACACUGCAGUCCAGUCCAGCACAACACUCAGAGCCACUUCCAAAUGUACUUUGACCUUGUUGUUUAUAAUAGUUCACUAAGCCAAUAUCAUUCAAAUGAUUAUCACUCUUGUUUUUUAUAUCAAUAUUGUUCAUAUUAUUAUUGCUGUUACAAUUAUGAUUAAUGUGAUUCUAUUUUUGUUUGUUAUUCCCUUCAUAGUUAUUUUCUCUCUCCGUGUGAAAUACUAGCAGAUGACUGAGGUGAUGUGUGUGUGUUUGUGUGUCAGUCCAGUCGGAGAGAGAAGCUGAUUGUUUUCCAGGCUGCGGCUCCUCUGCCUGGACCCUGAGCUCUAAUGUUCGUGAGCGAUUUGACCUUCCCGCUUUCACAUUCAACUUGACAUUCCUAAAGAACUUGGCCACUCAGUGGGAAGUCUAGCUGGGCGGAUUCUACUGCGAAUUAGCUGCGGUUUGGCGGCCAAUGGCUUCCCCCCUCCCAACAUCCAUCCUUAGCUGUACUCCAUGGGGAGGAGGGCAUUGUUUGUAAAAACAGGAUUGGGGAAAUUAAUGUAUUUUGUUUAGAAAUAUGGACCUUGCCAAGGAGGACAAAACCCCCUACCCAAAAGCUCUAUGUGACUUUAACAAUUGAAGGAGAUUAAACAACACCAACAUAGUGUCAAAGCUAAUUUUAAAUGUCCCUUCUCAUUACCAGCCAGGUUUGAUAUAUUUUGUUGUUUAAUUAAGACAUACAAUCACAUGUAGCUGUUUACCAUGUUGGUUUGGACCAGGUGUGCAUUCCUUUGAGACAUUCCUCCAGCAGGGCUGAUUGAUGCCAGUCACAUUCCUUCUCUGCCCAUGAUGAGAUUAAGAGAAGGCAAACUGUGCCAUUCACAUGCACUUUGUCAAAUCAAAUAAUCCUUUGAAUUGUGAAAGGGCACAGGUAACCGGCCUGGCUGGUCCCCUCUGGCUCUGGCUGGAUCCACCCCCUUCUAAUCCCCUGGACAUUCAACUCCUGCUUUGACCGACACACUCGCAGAAAUGUACAAAAACAAAACCUUUUUUAAAGAAUAGCUAAUAUUAAACAUUUGUGUAGCACUCAUAGUUGACUUUUGACACAAACUAUGUUGGGCUGAAUUAUAACUUGAACUUUCACACCAAUCUCUCAUUUAUAUCUGUGUAUGAUUUUUGCAGGUUUUUUUGCAAAAGUUGGAGUGAGUUACGUGUGCAUAUUCCACGUCAGGAUUUAACCCUUUGUCGCCUUUAAAUGGAAAUUGUACAGUAGCAGGUUGUGUAUUGUUUGUUUAUAAAGAGUAUGUUUUAUACUAAAACAACAACAAUGUUCAGUGGUAGUUAAGCAAGGGAUCUGCGGAAGUCAAUGUAUUUGAUUGUUUUCUUUACUGGUUUCCUUCUGUUGUUUUUGGUUGUGUAAUAUUGUAUGAAUUUCUUUAAACCAAAAUGCAGUGUUUUGAGCCAAGCUAAGUAGGGAUUUCUGUAUAUUAAAUUAGGAGAAAAUUCCAUUAAACUUCCUAAAUUGAAUAAUUGUAUAAAAGAGGUUGUUAGUUGAGAGAGAGACCAAUACGUUUUGAUAGUGACCAGAGGAAACCUAUUAUUCCACACCUACAAGUGCAGACAGAAGCAUGGGGAAGGUGUAUUCCAGCACUUGAUCUUAUGGACUCAUGAUCCGAGUGCAGACCUUACUGUGGACCAUUACAUAUCUGUCUGACCUCUGACCUCUCUCAGUGUGAAACAUUGUCCAGGGGUUCAGCAGCACAGGUUUGAUGCCAUACAGGAUGGGGACCUCUCCUGUCAGGGAAAGGAGUCAGAAUAGAACAGUGGGCUGAGCAGUGUGUUCUCUGGCUAUGUGUGUGUACAGCCAGGCUCCAGACCACACAUCUCCAUUGGAGAACACCUCACUAAAAGUAAUGAUGACUGAAGCAUGAAACCAGGCUGGUCUGAAAGCUCUGUUUAAUGAUGCCCCAUUAUUGUGUAUAUAAAAAAACAAAUAUGACUUUUUUUGUUUUUGUUUACGCUUCUAGUGUAUCAAAUCCAUUUCUAACACCUGACUCCUGACCUGUUUACUUGCUUUAUGGAAUCUGUGUUCUGCUUUAUCCCCUUUCUGUUCCACAUGUAUAUUACCAUGGUAUAAUUUAUUCUGCUGUAUGAAGUAUUAGAGUAGUGGUAUUUACUACCUUCAGCCUGUUGGUGUGUUUACUGUAACACUGCCGUAACUGUUAUCAAUUAAAGAGCUAA